Phyllotreta striolata is the source of this 1605-nucleotide messenger RNA. The record is from the annotation of a GenBank genome assembly. NCBI's taxonomy places the organism in Eukaryota, Metazoa, Arthropoda, Insecta, Coleoptera, Chrysomelidae.
AUGGAUGAAUUUGCCAGCCUUGCCAGUAUUACAGAUAUUAUAAAACCGAAAGGAUCAGCAGGAGUCGAAAGGGAGGAGCAUAAAUUAAUAGGAAGCUCAAAAAGCCAGGGACCGGCGACUUUCGAAGAUGCGAUUACAGCUACAGGUUUUGGGAAAUAUAAUUUUCUUCUACUGUUUUGCAUCAUCUUUCCAUGUGCCAUUCAAAUCGCCGAAACUACUGGGAUAUCUUACAUUUUGCCCAUAGCAGAAUGCGACUUGAAUCUUUCUCUCGAAGAUAAAGGGAUACUCAACGGAGUCACAUUCGCAGGAAUGAUUCUUAGUGGAUUGUUCUGGGGCUAUUUGAUAGACGCUUUGGGAAGAAAACAAAUUAUUGUAUACGGUUAUUUGACUACAGGAUUUUUCUCAUUAAUUGCGGCAUGCUCUUCCAAUAAGUUUCUACUGAUAAUAGCCAAAUUUGCUGCAGGUGUGGUACUGAACGGGCCAUUUUCUGCAUCAACCGCCCAUAUAGUAGAAUUCCAUUCUUCGAAAUACAGGGGGAAAAUUAACAUGAUAAGAGGAACAAUAACGAGUUUCGCCAACUUGCUUUUACCGGUGUUAGCUUGGUUAAUUUUACCGAGGAAGAUUGAUAUAUCUGUUUUUGGAAUUUUCGAGUUGCGAUCAUGGAACGUGUUCAUGUUAAUCACCGCAUUCGGACCCAUUAUAAGCGGUUGUUUGUACAGUUUUCUACCGGAUAGUCCAAAAUUUCUGAUGUCAAAUGGAAGAAAUAGAGAAGCAUUGGCUGUGAUGAAAAAAAUUUACGCAAUGAACACUGGAAAACCGGAAGAAACAUUCCCAAUUAAACAUUUAGCUGAAGAAACAAUUCAAAAUCUGGCCAGCACGAAAGAUUUGACAUUAGCAUUGAAAAGCGGCUACGCCGAAAUGAGAACCAUUUUCCAUCUGCCCCACGGUAAAAACUUAGCUUUAGUGAGUCUCAACGCGUUUUCGUUGGUGUUGAGCUUGAACACUAUAAGAUUAUGGCUUCCCGGCAUAUUUCAAUCUAUAAACGACUAUCAAAUGAACCACAACGGCAGCAGCAGCGACAUGUGCACCAUGUUGGACUUCAUGAAUGGCGCUGCAAACGUGUCUUCUACCGGAUCUUGCAAUGUGAAUUUAGAUAAUAUUUCCGUGUAUGUCAAUACCUUUAUGGUCGCAGCCGCAAGGAUUCUGGCUUUCUUCAUUGCCGGGAUGUUUGUGCAAAUGGUGGGAACGAAAAAAUUGACAAUUCUUUUAUGCUUCUUUUCCUCAACUUUACUGUUUUGUAUUUAUUUCGCAAAAAAUGCAUUGUUCGUCACCAUUUUAUCAGCCGCAGGUUCUGCAAUAGGAAGUGUGCCUGAAAUCUUACUUAUAACAAUGACUUUGGAACUAUUUCCUACAACAUUAAGAACUAUGGCAUUAUCGGUACAUUUGAUGGCAGGGCGUUUAGGCACGUUAAUUGGGAAUGUUACUUUUCCUUAUUUGGUGCAUUUAGGGUGCCUUCCUCCAUUCCUCUUUAUAGGGUUGUUUGGAUUCACUUGCGGCAUGUUAUCUUCCUUGUAUCCUAGUAUCGAGAACAAGCCUUUGGUGUAA